UCGAGGUAAAAACACAGAUCACGAAAUGGUUCCAAUGGCCUCCAUUCUGACUCAGCCUGGCAUCUGCUGCAUUAGAAUCCAUCGGAGAAGCUGCUUUAACACUGUUAGACUUUUCUCUUCAAAGCCGUUAGUUUCCCGUUCAAAUCCUCAUCGCCCUUUCUCGCACCGGCCGCUCAGAAAACGCUUAGCUCUCGACGUUUCCAGAAGCUUCUCUCAAUCUCACCGCCUCCUCAACACCGAUGGCCCCACUCUCCAUCACUUCAUCGCUCAAGCUUCCCUCACGGCCUCUCAAUCACAGCCCGAUAUUUUGUCUAGUGGUGCACCGAUUUCAGAAGUUGCUUCAAAAGGUAGAAUUUAUCAUGAAACUUACGGAUGUCAGAUGAAUGUAAACGAUAUGGAAAUUGUGCUAUCAAUUAUGAAGAAUGCUGGUUAUACUGAAACUGUGGAAGUUCCCGAGGGUGCGGAGAUUAUAUUUAUUAAUACUUGUGCUAUAAGGGACAAUGCUGAACAAAAAGUGUGGCAAAGGCUUAAUUACUUUUGGUUUUUGAAGAGGCGUUGGAAGAGUAAUGUAGCUAAAGGAAGAUCAUUGUCGUUGCACCCUCCGAAAGUGGUUGUGUUAGGAUGCAUGGCUGAAAGGUUAAAGGAUAAGAUUCUGGAUGCUGAUAAGAUGGUUGAUGUGGUUUGUGGGCCGGAUGCUUAUAGAGAUUUGCCGAGGUUGUUGGAAGAGGUUGAUUAUGGUCAGAAAGGGAUUAACACUCUUCUUUCUCUCGAAGAGACGUAUGCAGAUAUUAGCCCUGUUAGGAUUUCGAAGAAUUCUGUUACGGCUUUUGUGUCUGUGAUGAGGGGAUGUAAUAAUAUGUGCUCGUUUUGUAUUGUUCCAUUUACUAGAGGUAGAGAGAGAUCUCGUCCCGUGGAGUCUAUAGUGAAGGAGGUGGGGGAGCUUUGGGAACAAGGUGUGAAAGAGGUCACACUACUUGGACAGAAUGUGAAUAGUUAUAAUGAUGCAUCUGGUAGUGAAAAGGAAGUUGAACCAGGAAGUAAUUGGGAGUUGAGUGAUGGCUUUAAAAGCAUGUGUAAGGUAAAAAAUAUGGGCUUGCGUUUUGCUGACCUUUUAGAUCGACUUUCUACUGAGUUUCCAGAGAUGAGAUUCAGAUAUACAUCCCCGCACCCUAAAGAUUUUCCAGAUGAAUUACUGUAUCUGAUGCACAACCGCCAUAAUAUUUGCAAGUGCAUACAUUUGCCAGCACAAACAGGGAGUACCACAGUGCUUGAAAGAAUGCGUCGAGGAUACAGUAGGGAGGCUUAUUUAGAGCUUGUUCAGAAGAUACGCAAAAUCAUCCCAGACGUCGGAAUAACCAGUGAUUUUAUAUGUGGUUUUUGCGGUGAAACAGAGGAGGAACAUACCGACACUCUAAGCCUGGUAAAGGCUGUUGGUUAUGACAUGGCAUACAUGUUUGCUUACAGCAUGAGGGAGAAAACACAUGCCCACAGAAACUACACCGAUGAUGUUCCUGAAGAAAUCAAGCAAAGGAGGCUUACUGAACUUAUCGAAGCUUUCCGCGAGAGUACGGGUCAGUGCUAUGACUCUCAGGUUGGAGCAAUCCAAGUUGUGCUGGUUGAAGGAUCAAACAAGAGAGCUCCAGAUAUGGAGCUUAUUGGAAAAAGCGAUAAAGGUCAUAAAGUUGCAUUUGUUAAUCUUCCUUUGGUAGAUCGAGAUAAUCAAAGGGAUAAGAAAAGGAAUCCUGUUAUCGGUGAUUAUGUAGAAGUUCAUAUAACAAAGUCUUCAAGAGCAUCACUUUUUGGAGAGGCACUUGCUAUAACUAGAUUAAGCACGUUUUACAACGAUGUGGGUGAACCAGCAAUUGCCUGUGGUAGCACUAGUUGAAAAACUGCUCCUUUCGCAGCUUUCCACGCGUCAGGAUUUUGUUGCAUUGUGAUCUUUCAUAUUCUAUCUUUCACGAUCUUAAAAGAAAAUCUAUCAUUUAUUUUAUUU
This is a messenger RNA of Hibiscus syriacus, 1993 nucleotides long. Its product is annotated as CDK5RAP1-like protein. The record is from RefSeq and is a predicted model, not a curated record. Gene Ontology annotation, cellular component: cytosol; mitochondrion. Gene Ontology annotation, biological process: negative regulation of cyclin-dependent protein serine/threonine kinase activity; tRNA modification. The transcript has 3 exons. NCBI's taxonomy places the organism in Eukaryota, Viridiplantae, Streptophyta, Magnoliopsida, Malvales, Malvaceae. Gene Ontology annotation, molecular function: tRNA-2-methylthio-N(6)-dimethylallyladenosine(37) synthase activity; 4 iron, 4 sulfur cluster binding. Bases 26 to 1885 code for a protein of 619 amino acids.